Molecule: messenger RNA, 959 nt
Organism: Closterium sp. NIES-67
Lineage: Eukaryota; Viridiplantae; Streptophyta; Zygnematophyceae; Desmidiales; Closteriaceae
Source: the annotation of a GenBank genome assembly
UUCUCCCUCCCACUGCCCGCAUCUUCCGCCGCGUCUCCCGUGACCCGUCAUCCUUGUGCCCAGAGCCAUCCAGGCCCCAGCCAUGGCAUCUUCCGCGUUUGCCGGUCGCUCCGCCGUCGCCGCCGCGUGCUGCGCCUCGACUGCCGGCUCCAGAUCUGCCGCCAUGUCGUCGUCGCGCUCCGCCGGCAUGGGUCGCCGCGUCGCCUCGGUGCUUCCCCGCUUCGCCGCCGCGGCGGGGAUCGCGGCGGCGUCCACGCGCGCUUCCCCUGCGCGCGCAUCCGCUGCGCCAGCGGGCGGAAAGACGGCGGUGGCGACAGCGGAGGCGCCGGCGGCGCUGGGGCCGUACAGCCAGGCCAUCCAGGCGAACGGCACGCUCUACGUGUCGGGCGUGCUGGGACUCGUGCCCGAGACCAUGAAGUUCGCUGGGGAGACAGUGGAGGAACAGACAGAGCAGCUGAUGAAGAACAUGGGUGCUAUUCUGCGUGCUGGGGGAGCAGACUUUGACUCUGUUGUCAAGACCACCAUCAUGCUUGCGGACCUUGCGGAUUUCGGGACUGUGAAUAAGAUCUACGCCACAUACUUCCCUGCACCAGCCCCUGCGCGCUCAACCUACCAGGUGGCAGCCCUGCCGCUGAAUGCGCGCAUUGAGAUCGAGUGCAUUGCACUCAUCAAGAAAUAGGCCACCACUGCACACAAGGCCAUCGCUCUCAUCAAGAGCAUAGGCACGGAAUUGCUCUGGCCUUGCUAGCAAGGGUAUGGGGAAAGACCUUGCCAUUGCCACUGCACAUAUUAUGCCUGACCCAGGGUGUGGAGAGGGGGGGGGAGGAGGAUACCAUGCCAAAUGGAUUGCGCAUGUUAUCUAUUUCCUAUGGUAUGCUGAUUGCUUGCUGCGCUCCUAGUGAUCCACUUCGUGCUUGUUUCACUGAUGCCAUUGCUAGUAACUACACAAUGCACAUGUG